Molecule: messenger RNA, 3982 nt
Organism: Gorilla gorilla gorilla (western lowland gorilla)
Lineage: Eukaryota; Metazoa; Chordata; Mammalia; Primates; Hominidae
Gene: PLD4
Product: phospholipase D family member 4
Exons: 11
Coding region: 2164-3711 (515 amino acids)
Biological process (GO): hematopoietic progenitor cell differentiation; phagocytosis
Cellular component (GO): phagocytic vesicle; nucleus; endoplasmic reticulum
Molecular function (GO): catalytic activity
Source: RefSeq, a predicted model, not a curated record
CACAGGGAGCAGAGCCGGCAAGGAGCUGCCCUCAGGUCGUUCCUGGCCACACAGCCAGCCUCGGAGCCACUGAGGGGCCUGCCCUGGGCCCCGAAUCUAGACGCCCCUUCCAGCCUCAAUCUUUCUUCCAGGGUAAGCAGCCUGAGAGGCCAAGAGGACAGUCCACCGAACCCUGAGCCCAAGGCCCAGGAUUCCUUGCUUAACCGUCCCCAAGCCUGGAUCCAUCCUCCCGAGGUAGAGCUGCCGGAGCUGUACCCAGUCCUGCUGGCCUGAGGGGCAGCCAGGGGAGGCAACGUGGUGGUUUUCUGGGGCUGCAAUGAGCUCGGACCCACAGGCUGGGUGUAGCAUGUGAGCUCAUUGAGGCCCCUCACAGCGUGGGGAAAUCGGAGAGGGGACUGGCUGGGGCUGGCCCUCCUGCAAGGACUUCUGAGAGUGCUCCAAGGAGCCCUGGGGUCCUCCACUUGCCCCUGGCCUUCCAGGCCCUCACACACCAUUGUUGUCCAGACAGAAGAGACUGGGCGCUGUGGUUCACGCCUGUAAUCCCAGCAUUUUGGGAGGCCGAGGCGGGUGGAUCAUCUAAGUUCAGGAGUUCGAGACCAGCCUGGCCAACAUGGUGAAACCCCGUCUCUAAUAAAAAAUACAAAAAUUAGCCGGGCGUGGUGGCAAGUGCCUUAAUCCCAGCUACUUGGGAGACAGAGGCAGGAGAAUCGUUUGAACUCGGGAGGCAGAAGUUGCAGUGAGCCGAGAUAAAGCCGUUGCACUCAAACCUGGGGUACAAGAGCGAGACUUCUCUCAAAGGAAAAAGAAAAAAAAAGAGAAGAGAACCUGUUCUGUCUAACUGCCUUUUUUUUGAGUGCAGGGAAGGCAGCCUCCCUUCAUACUCAUGCCCCAGCCCUGCAAAUGUCACAGCAGGACCCACCUGGCUGCUCCUCCCCAUACCCAGAGUAACCCUCACCCAGAGUCCCUGGAGGACCCAACCCUCGGGGGCAUGCCUGGGGCCCAGCUGCAUUCAGGCAUCCAGCAACGCAGCCAGAGGGCUGGGGCUCCCCAGCCAUGGCCGGGAGGUGAGGGCUGACCCCAAGGCCAAAUCAGAGCAUCAAGAAGGUGAAUAGAGAUCUGGGAGGGGCUAGGGAGAGGCUGGAUCUCUUCCCCAUUCACUUCCUGGCCCACCCAGACUGGCCCCAGGGGUGCAGCUGACAGGCCCCACCCUUGGGAACUGCACCCUCCUGACUGGUGUCCUGCAGGCACCCUGAGGCCAUCACUCUGGACCCCUGCCCUACAUAGGCCUUACAAGGAGGAGCCAGGGUGGACACCCAGACCUCAUUGAAAGUAGGGGUGUUCUCAAGGUCCCAGACCUUACUCAGGGACCCCAGUCGGGGAGGGGGCAGUGGGAGGCAGAGCCCCUUGCUAGGAGCUUCUAGCUAGGCCCACCUUUUCAGAUAUGCCAGUGAGCAGCCCCAGCUUCAUUCUCCAAGAUAAAGACCCUAGUUACCUCCACUGCUCAGCCUCCCUUGCAGCUAAGUGUAGCCAUGUGGCUAAGUUCUAGAUCAAGUUCCAGAUCACAGAUAAGUGGAAGUUCCCUGUGGGACUUCCAGGAAGUCUCCUCUGGGAUGUCCUUUAUUCUCUGCUAAGAACACAGAGGCAAUGGCUGAGCUCCAGCAGCCACUGUGAGGCCAUGAAGGCAGGGAUCCUAGGGACUGGGAUCUGAGAGCCUGGCUCCCAAUGGCAGUGGAGCAAUGCCAUCAUCUCUAGCAAGGCCGUCUCUAGCCUGCCAGCCCCUGGACCUGCUUAGUGUUCGAGAGUAGUGAACAACCUUGCUGAAGCCACUGUUCCUUAGGUGUCUGUGGCCUGCAGCUGAGCUUGACUCUGAUUCGUAGGCCCGCAACUGGAGGGCCUCUACCUCGAGGGAGUGGGGUGUAGAGUUUUCCUGGAGGUGAAGAUUCUCAGCCCUACCCUCUAGCCCGCCCACCCAGCUCCAGCCGUCUGUUUCUGUCUCGGACGAGAGGGGGCCUCUCAGGACAAAGAGGAAGUAGCUGGAAGGGGAAGGAGCCAGCUGCAGAGAGGAGGAGGUGAGCUGCAGAGAAGAGGAGGUUGGCGUGGAGCACAGGCAGCACCGAGCCUGCCCCACAAGCUGAGGGCCUGCAGUCUGCGGCUGGAAUCAGGAUGGACACCAAGGCAGGACCCCCAGAGAUGCUGAAGCCUCUUUGGAGAGCAGCAGUGGCCCCCACAUGGCCAUGCUCCAUGCCGCCCCGCCGCCCGUGGGACAGAGAGGCUGGCACGUUGCAGGUCCUGGGAGCACUGGCUGUGCUGUGGCUGGGCUCCGUGGCUCUUAUCUACCUCCUGUGGCAAGUGCCCCAUCCUCCCAUCUGGGGCCAGAUGCAGCCCAAGGAUGUGCCCAGGUCCUGGGAGCAUGGUUCCAGCCCAGCUUGGGAGCCCCUGGAAGCAGAGGCCAGGCAGCAGAGGGACUCCUGCCAGCUUGUCCUUGUGGAAAGCAUCCCCCAGGACCUGCCAUCUGCAGCCGGCAGCCCCUCUGCCCAGCCUCUGGGCCAGGCCUGGCUGCAGCUGCUGGACACCGCCCAGGAGAGCGUCCACGUGGCUUCAUACUACUGGUCCCUUACAGGGCCCGACAUCGGGGUCAACGACUCGUCUUCCCAGCUGGGAGAGGCUCUUCUGCAGAAGCUGCAGCAGCUGCUGGGCAGGAACAUUUCCCUGGCUGUGGCCACCAGCAGCCCGACACUGGCCAGGACGUCCACUGACCUGCAGGUUCUGGCUGCCCGAGGUGCCCAUGUACGACAGGUGCCCAUGGGGCGGCUCACCAGGGGUGUUUUGCACUCCAAAUUCUGGGUUGUGGAUGGACGGCACAUAUACAUGGGCAGUGCCAACAUGGACUGGCGGUCUCUGACGCAGGUGAAGGAGCUUGGCGCUGUCAUCUAUAACUGCAGCCACCUGGCCCAAGACCUGGAGAAGACCUUCCAGACCUACUGGGUGCUGGGGGUGCCCAAGGCUGUCCUCCCCAAAACCUGGCCUCAGAACUUCUCAUCUCACAUCAACCGUUUCCAGCCCUUCCACGGCCUCUUUGAUGGGGUGCCCACCACUGCCUACUUCUCAGCGUCGCCACCAGCACUCUGUCCCCAGGGCCGCACCCGGGACCUGGAGGCGCUGCUGGCGGUGAUGGGGAGCGCCCAGGAGUUCAUCUAUGCCUCCGUGAUGGAGUAUUUCCCCACCACGCGCUUCAGCCACCCCCCCAGGUACUGGCCGGUGCUGGACAACGCGCUGCGGGCGGCAGCCUUCAGCAAGGGCGUGCGCGUGCGCCUGCUGGUCGGCUGCGGACUCAACACGGACCCCACUAUGUUCCCCUACCUGCGGUCCCUGCAGGCGCUCAGCAACCCCGCGGCCAACGUCUCUGUGGACGUGAAAGUCUUCAUCGUGCCGGUGGGGAAUCAUUCCAACAUCCCAUUCAGCAGGGUGAACCACAGCAAGUUCAUGGUCACGGAGAAGGCAGCCUACAUAGGCACCUCCAACUGGUCGGAGGAUUACUUCAGCAGCACGGCGGGGGUGGGCUUGGUGGUCACCCAGAGCCCUGGCGCGCAGCCCGCGGGGGCCACGGUGCAGGAGCAGCUGCGGCAGCUCUUUGAGCGGGACUGGAGUUCGCGCUACGCCGUCGGCCUGGACGGACAGGCUCCGGGCCAGGACUGCGUUUGGCAGGGCUGAGGGGGGCCUCUUUCUCCCUCGGCGACCCCGCCCCGCACCCGCCCUCCCCUCUGACCCCGGCCUGGGCUUCAGCCGCUUCCUCCCGCAAGCAGCCCGGGUCCGCACUGCGCCAGGAGCCGCCUGCGACCGCCCGGGCGUCGCAAACCGCCCGCCUGCUCUCUGAUUUCCGAGUCCAGCCCCCCCUGAGCCCCACCUCCUCCAGGGAGCCCUCCAGGAAGCCCCUUCCCUGACUCCUGGCCCACAGGCCAGGCCUAAAAAAAACUCGUGGCUU